Messenger RNA from Amoebophrya sp. A120, 1462 nucleotides. The record is from the annotation of a GenBank genome assembly. NCBI's taxonomy places the organism in Eukaryota, Dinophyceae, Syndiniales, Amoebophryaceae.
AGCUAUUACGAGCGGGGGCACGCCAAUAAAAAGCUAAGUAGAGCUUUAGGGGAAUGAGAAAGAAAAAAAAAUCUAAAUUCUAUAUAGGAGUUUCCGCUUCGAGUGCGUAUUCGGUGUGAAGUAAAGUUUCACGACUUUUGUUUGAUAUUGUUUUAGAACCAUGGCACCGAAACAGUCCGCGCGAGGAAAAACGGGAAAGGCUGAGGUAUUUUUAUCCUUCGACUGUUUAUGUUGCUCGACGUGUGCAGAUGCAGCGGAGCUCCUAUUUCAUGAUGCGGAUGCCCUUCUUCUAUGGUCAUAAUGAUAAUCCAUUAUCCUCCAUGGACAUGGUGUCUUUCCAUGAUCAUUCUUAGGGCGGCUCUCCGGGCAGCAAAAAGUCGGGUGGUGGCGGUGGGCCCUCCGCAGAUGGUUCGGUUAGUGAGGCGGAACUGCAGGAAUUUCGCGAAAUCUUUCAUCUGAUUGAUAGCGAUGGGAGCGGCGAGAUUUCGAAAGAGGAACUCGGGAACCUAAUUCGCAUUCUGGGAAUCAAGGUCUCGUCGACAGAGCUACAGCUGAUUCUGAACGAGAUUGGAAGCAGUUCGCAGACGGGGGAAAUCGGAUUCGAGGACUUCGUAAGAACUAUGACAUGCAAAAUCAGUGCCGACUACACACCUGACGAGGUGCGACGAAGUUUCGAACUCUUCUCCGAGCACGACGUACAAUUUGUUGAUUUCCAUGGUGCUUUCUAAAUAAAAUACAAGAGUGGUAGAGUAAUGAAGAUGAAGAAGAACAAAAGUAGAAUACAUCAAGGUAGGAAUACGAAAACCAACGAAAAUCGCUCGGGAACUUACUAUUUUUUCUAUGCUAGUCGUAUAAUUUCAAUCAUCACCCGCAGCAGCAAAAACUUAGAUGGCGGGCGAGGAGGAGGACCCUAUAUUUACUUUGACUAAAUAUGUUGCGUCCGCUUUGCUUUUGACCACAGAUCUUCAGGAAACGCCUUCUUGACCAAAAAAACAGGAGAAAGCUCCACCCGGUUGCAUCAAAUUGGAUGACCUGAGCGAGGCCUGCAAGAGGUACGGAUCGGACGGCCGGACGGACAUUCAAGAAAUCAUCAACCGACUACAGACGACAAACAACUAUUUCAAUUACGACAAUUAUGUUGCUAUGACGAUGAAAUGAGCUUAUGCUCUUCAUUGAGCUCCUUGCUGUUGAGGACUUGUUUGCAACUACCGGGCAAGACUUUUACCCUUUACCAUUUUUUGAGUUCAAGCGUAAAAUCAAUUUUUUUGCUUGGCCCGUCUUAUUGCUGUUUCGGUUUCAAGGAGGUUGGAUUACCCAACAGAAGAAUUGUGCAAAAAGAAGCAGAGCACGGAGGGUCCUGCACGCCGAAGGUAGAAAGAUAGCUCGUAUAAUUUAAUUAUACGAGCUAUCUUUCUACCUUCGGCGUGCAAGUGGAACACAACAACCGCUAAUUAAAUUAGCG